Messenger RNA from Nymphaea colorata (pocket water lily), 923 nucleotides. Its product is annotated as E3 ubiquitin-protein ligase RHA2A-like. Gene Ontology annotation, molecular function: ubiquitin protein ligase activity. The record is from RefSeq and is a predicted model, not a curated record. The transcript has a single exon. Bases 18 to 581 code for a protein of 187 amino acids. Lineage: Eukaryota; Viridiplantae; Streptophyta; Magnoliopsida; Nymphaeales; Nymphaeaceae. Gene Ontology annotation, biological process: protein ubiquitination.
AUGGUACUCCCUUUUAUAUGAAUACACACACACAAUUAACAUAUUCAUAUCCCCAAAAGAGAGAGAGAGAGAGAGAGAGAGAGAGAAGAGGGAGACAGAGAGAGAUGGGGAUUUGUGGAGGUAUAAAAGAUGGUGCAUCUGAUUCAAUCCCCAUCUUCAUAGUUGUGACAGCAGCCUGUUGGAUUUCAUAUUUGAGGUCUCUUCUCUUUCUCCUUCUAAAUUCACUUGGGUUCCUUCACUUGGGUCCUCACGAAUGCUGUGAAGAUGAGUCUGAUUUGGGUCUUGGGCUGGCCCGAAUCAUUGUUUUGGCAGAAGGAUUGGAGAAGAACUCGAGCUCUGAACAUGGGUUUGAUGGUGGUGAUGAUCAGAAGAAGUGUGCGGUCUGCAUGUGCAGGCUGAAGGAGGGAGAGGAGGUAAGGAAGUUAGGUUGCAGCCAUGUUUUUCACAGGUCCUGUUUGGAUGGCUGGUUUGGCUUCCUCAACCUGAACUGCCCAUUGUGCAGAGCCCCUCUGAUGGGGGAAGAAUGUGUUCGGGCCAGAGAAAAGGAGGUUUCCCAUGAACUGCACUCAUGGUUCUUCUAAUCAUGAUGAUGGAUAUGUCUCUGUUGUGGAUGGUGAUGGUGUGGAGAUGCUUCUUUUUUCCUUAGUUCUUUCAGCUUCCUUUCUUUUUCUUCGUGUUUUUGGAAGACAAAUUGUGAUAGAACUGGAUAUCUUCUUCACCAUCUUUCAGAUCAAGGCUGCUAUUUUAGGUGAUGUAUGAUGGACAUUAGUAACUCUUUUUGUAUGCUUACAUGAUGUAUGUUUUGACAUACAUGAUGUGCAUGUCUUUACAUGCUCUUUUUACAGAUUAUGUAUGUUGGACAAAAUGAAUAUGAUCUUUCCCCAAGUAUUUGUGAUAAAGAUGAAGACAAAUUAAGACUUCAA